GGCAUCACCGACUCCUAACUUUCCUCCGCUGGUGUCGAGGCUAGCUGAGGGAGAGAAACCGUGGGAGAAGGGCAGAAAGCGUGGGGUAAAAACAUUCAUUAAACUCGGUUAACACCUGGCAGCUGUGAAGAAAGAAACUGAACAGGCAUCAUCUCCACCUCUCCCUUGGCUCUCACCACCUCCCAGCUACCAUAUGUUUAAGUCACCGUGUGCCUCUAUACCUGAUUAGUUCACAUUUUUAUCUUCAACCAAGCAGAAACACCAGCAAAGAAGCUUUAAGUAAAAUCAGACAGCAACCAAAGUCAGUAUUUUAUUCAGUUUGGCACCUCAGAUCAUUUCUAAUUGGUUUAAAAUCCAAAGUUUCUUGUUGUUUUUCAGUGUUAGUCAGUUAUUUUGUCAGGCCAUUCUCUAAAAUCACCAUUAUGGCCUCUGUAACCCGCUCCUCUGAGCCGGAGAUCCCAGACAACCACAAAGAGAGCUGGUUGGCUCUACUCUCCGCUGCGGAAGCCUAUUGCCAAAAGUCCGGCUGCGACCUGGCCAUCCUCACGGCCUGCAAGAAGUUCCGGUUGACGGCCGGUGAAGGUGAAGUCGGGAAGAAGUGGGAAAGCGGCGCCGGCUUUCCGAAGGAAUGCGAGUUCUCUUACAGCGUGUGGGGUCAGGGCUUCCUGGCCGAGUCGGCGCGCCGCUACGUGGACGACAUCGGCGUGCUGCACGCCACGUCCAUGCUGACAGCCCAGAAGCACACACGGCAAAGCGCAGGAGAGCAAGGAGGCAAACUGCUGGUUGAUUUGACCUCUGACACCGGAUACAGAGGGAGCUUCACAGGCGACGUCGUAGUGGGCGGAGUCAGCCCCAACAACAGACUGUACUCCCAGAGCUACCCGUCCAUCUACAGCCCGGACGGCACCAGCCAACAGGGCGUCGGGCAGAACGGCAACCGGGAGCGAGAGGGGAGCGCCACAGAGGUGGAGCGAGGGAGACAGAGAGCCGGGAUCGUAGACCUGGAGGAGGAAGGAGAAGAGGCGGAGGAAGAGGAGGAAGACAUGGACGAGAGACGACCAUACGGCAAUGAAAGUGCAGGCGUUUUCUCCAUGGACGAGGACUCUCUUUCUCGUGACUGUGAGCCGUUCUUUGAGUCCGAUGGAGAGGAAGAAAGCACCGACGGCUCGCUGAGCGAGGACGCGCCGCCGCCGCCGCGCGGCCUGGCCAUGGGGCAGCACGCCUUCUCGUCGCGCCACGCCCACCCCACGGCGCUGGCGCGCUCGCUGCCCGUGUCCGUCCCCGUGUGGGGCUGCAAGAGCAGCAGAGCCGCUCAGGGAGACAACAGCAGCGGCGAGCGGGCGGGCUGCGCUGACCUGGAGCACAUCGCCGCCAGCAUGAAGGCCCUGCUGGUCCCCGGCGCCACAGACGGGACGGAGAUGUUUGGCGCUCUGCCGCGGCCGCGCCUCAACACAGGCGACUUCUCGCUCAAACACUGAGACGGCGAGCGGAAAAAAACAUGGCGGAGAGGAGAAAAAGAAAAGCCUGGAAUGUGUGAAUCAGUGUCAAAGCUCGAAUCUGUUUAUCGUUUCACUCACUAAAAAAAUUAACUGCUUUACAGAGUCGUGAAGAAAUGUUACGAACACUAAUAACACUAUUUCUCCCCAACGACCGAGCGGCGCCGCGUUCGGACCGAGCUGAUUGGUCAGAAUACCAUUUUGUGUUUUACAGCUUCUCUUACUUGGAUUGUACAGGCUACAAUUUAUUUUUUUUUUCUUUUAAAUUAUGAGAAUAUAAUCAUAAUAUUUAAGAAUAGAUUCGAAUUAAAUAGCAAUUUUAUGAGAAUUGUGACACAAAAAGUAACAAGAUUAAAAUGAGGAAUGCUGAUUAGAUCCCUUAAUUCAUUUUUAACACAUUAGCAUUUAAAUUAUCAUCAGUUUCGGAACAAACAACUAUUUGGAUAUAAGAAUCACACUAACAGAGUUACUCACUCUAAAAGCCUUCUUAAUAAAACAACUUUUUCUUGUAUUUUGAAACAUCGUUCUGGUAAAAUUUAGUUUUUAUUUUGCCAUUUAUGAUUUAUUCUCAUAAUUAAGGAAAGAUUCUCGUAGCCUGUCCCUGAUAAUCCGUCAUACAACUCAGAAGGAAUCAGUAAAACAAAGUCCACUUAUUUUAGAAAAGAAAGCAACAAAAUGUUUUAUUUUUAGUAUUCACCGCCCAGCCCUACUCAGAAUUGUUCGGCGCUUUCUGACUCCCAGAUUUGCUCAGAGAUAAUCCAAAGUGAUGCUUUCUCUCUUAGAUUUACCUCAAACGAAUCAGUUAGUGAAAAUCAGGUGAAUUUUACCUCCAACACUAAAACUUCACUCAGAAAUUAGAAGUUGCUGCUUUUGCAUUCAUACACAAGCUAACUGUUAACACAUUAGGUAACUGCUAAGCUUUAGCCAUGUGCUAUGAUGGGUUUCUGAACACUAAGCGAGUCUUUUGGUGGUUUUGUCUGUAUUUUUCGACCAUGGUUGAUUCAAAUGGUCUAAAAAAAAGUGGAAAAGCUGCUUUUGAUUCUGCAGAAACUUAAAUUUGAGAUCGGUUUUCUAAUGUUGGUACAAUCAGGGUGCAAUCUGGAAUGAUUUUGAAGAAGAAGAAUGCAGCCAAGUGUGCAGUUUUAAGGUUUGCUGCCUAAUAAACCUAAAAAAAAAAAUCAGGUCAUUUCUAACAUUUCUCACAACAAUCUUUAAGUCCAGGCUUAUGCAACCCAUUUAAUUUCACCAGCACCUUCUCAUUACAUGCCUAUUUUUUUAUUUCACUAAUGAAUGACUGAUUGAUGGGAUGAUUGUAAAUCGACUUCAUGUUCCAGGGGGAUGGUAAUGAUUUUUUUUUCUUUUUCAUUUGCUCUGGAUGUGUUGUUAAAAUGCCUGAAUGGAAGAGAAAGCGACUUUGUUUGCGAGAGAAAGGAGGAGAGAUGUGCUAAAAAGUUAACAUCUCGGAUAUUUCAAACAUAAAUGUUCCGUUAAAUCCUUUUAUGUUUCAAAUAAAGGAGCAACACCAAGAA
Molecule: messenger RNA, 3025 nt
Organism: Gambusia affinis (western mosquitofish)
Lineage: Eukaryota; Metazoa; Chordata; Actinopteri; Cyprinodontiformes; Poeciliidae
Gene: akt1s1
Product: AKT1 substrate 1 (proline-rich)
Exons: 6
Coding region: 423-1478 (351 amino acids)
Biological process (GO): negative regulation of protein kinase activity; negative regulation of TOR signaling; neurotrophin TRK receptor signaling pathway
Cellular component (GO): cytoplasm
Source: RefSeq, a predicted model, not a curated record